AUGUUAAACAAUAAGUUUAUAAAUAAGUUUGCAACUAAGAACCUGGGACUCUUACUCCUCGGGACGUUCAUAUCAAACAACUUCAUUACACUCAGAGUGAUUGAGGAGGAUAACAUGAAUCCGGUUCUCAGCCACGGUCCCAUUUACAACGACAUCGUGGUCGUGUUGAGGGCGAGCAAAUACCACAAAAACGACAUCAUCAUGUACAAAAACCCCAAUACAGGCAAGGAAUCCUUUGGAAGGCUGACUUCCUUCAACACAGACGAGACGUUGGGGGCGAUGUCGAGCAAGAUCCCGUCAGGCCACUGCUGGUACGUUGCACCUUUUCAGUUCACAAGGCUUAUUUUUUAG
This is a messenger RNA of Theileria orientalis strain Shintoku, 351 nucleotides long. RefSeq lists its product as hypothetical. Lineage: Eukaryota; Apicomplexa; Aconoidasida; Piroplasmida; Theileriidae. The transcript has 3 exons. The record is from RefSeq and is a predicted model, not a curated record. Bases 1 to 351 code for a protein of 116 amino acids.